This is a messenger RNA of Tachyglossus aculeatus (Australian echidna), 1526 nucleotides long. RefSeq names its product ferredoxin reductase (gene FDXR). Bases 24 to 1508 code for a protein of 494 amino acids. The record is from RefSeq and is a predicted model, not a curated record. The transcript has 12 exons. Lineage: Eukaryota; Metazoa; Chordata; Mammalia; Monotremata; Tachyglossidae. Gene Ontology annotation, biological process: ubiquinone biosynthetic process. Gene Ontology annotation, cellular component: mitochondrion.
GGCUUGGUCCAGGGGCGUCCACGAUGUCCCCACGCUGCUGGAGCCCCUGGAGGGGCGCAGCUCGACUCCGAGCCCGGCGGCUUUCUCCACGGACCCCCCUCUCUCUCCUAUUCUGCCAGCAUCUCUCCACGGCAGAGCCCACCCCCCAGGUUUGCAUCGUGGGCAGCGGCCCGGCCGGCUUCUACACUGCACAGCACCUGCUGAAGCACCACCCUCAAGCCCAGGUGGACAUCUUCGAAAAGCUGCCCGUGCCCUUUGGCUUGGUUCGCUUUGGUGUGGCCCCUGACCAUCCCGAGGUGAAGAACGUGAUCAACACCUUCACACAGACAGCCCGCUCGGCCCGCUGCGCCUUCAGGGGCAAUGUGGCCGUGGGCAGGGACGUGAUGGUGUCUGAGCUGCAAGAGGCCUAUCAUGCCGUGGUGCUGAGCUAUGGGGCCGAGGACCACCGGGCCUUGGGGAUCCCGGGGGAGGAGCUGCCGGGGGUGCUGUCGGCCCGGGCCUUCGUGGGCUGGUACAAUGGGCUCCCCGAGAACCAGGAGCUUGCACCCGACCUGAACUGUGACACAGCCGUCAUCCUGGGCCAGGGCAACGUGGCCCUGGAUGUGGCCAGGAUUCUGCUGACUCCCCCCAAGCUUCUGGAGAAAACAGACAUCACGGCACAAGCCCUGGGGGCCCUGAAGCAGAGCCAGGUGAAGACAGUGUGGAUCGUGGGGCGCAGAGGCCCCCUGCAAGCAGCCUUCACCAUCAAGGAACUGCGGGAGAUGAUGAAUCUGUCGGGCACACGAACCGUGCUGGACCCGGGGGACUUCGUGGGGCUCCAGGAGGCGAUCAAAGCGGCUCCUCGCCCCAGAAAGCGUCUGAGUGAGUUGCUGUUGCGAGCGGCCCUGGAGCCAUCCGGAACAGAAGCCGCAGCUCACCUGAACACGGCCCCGCGGGCCUGGGGCUUCCGUUUCCUGCGCAGCCCCGUGGAGGUGCUGGCUUCUCCGGAUGGCGCACGGGCCGCCGGCGUCCGCCUGGCCGUCACCCGGCUGGAGGGCUCAGGGGAGACGGCCCAGGCGGUGCCCACGGGGGCCACGGAGGACCUGCCCUGCGGACUGGUCCUGAGCAGUGUCGGGUAUAAGAGCCGUCCCAUCGAUCCAUCUGUGCCCUUUGACCCCGAACGGGGUGUCAUCCCCAACAGCGAGGGCCGUGUGGAGCACGCACCAGGGCUCUAUUGCAGUGGCUGGGUGAAGCGAGGGCCCAUUGGCGUCAUUGCCACCACCAUGAGCGACAGCUUCCUCACGGGCCAAGCUCUGCUCCACGACCUCCAGGCUGGGCUCCUGCCGUCGGGAAGCCGGCCCGGCUUUGCUGCCGUGGAGCCGCUGCUGUACAGCCGAGGCGUCCAGGCCCUCACCUUCUCGGACUGGGAGAGGCUGGAUGCGGAGGAGGUAGCCCGGGGCCGGCCAGCCGGGAAGCCCCGGGAGAAGCUGGUGGACCAGGCUGAGAUGCUGCGACUGGCGGGUUACUGAGUGCCCCGGGGCCGCCGA